Ascochyta rabiei is the source of this 2412-nucleotide messenger RNA. RefSeq names its product DNA-dependent ATPase protein rad54. Gene Ontology annotation, biological process: reciprocal meiotic recombination; double-strand break repair via synthesis-dependent strand annealing. NCBI's taxonomy places the organism in Eukaryota, Fungi, Ascomycota, Dothideomycetes, Pleosporales, Didymellaceae. Gene Ontology annotation, cellular component: nucleus. Gene Ontology annotation, molecular function: ATP binding; DNA translocase activity; hydrolase activity, acting on acid anhydrides. The coding region runs from base 1 to 2412 and encodes 803 amino acids. The record is from RefSeq and is a predicted model, not a curated record. The transcript has a single exon.
AUGGGCGAGUGUACCCCCGCAAAGCCCGUGGUGCGAUUGUAUGGCGGCACCCCGCACUCGACAGAACGCCUGCACAAGCCCUUCAAAUGCCCCGGAUCCGCAGCGUCGACACGCAUCUCAGAGAAGCCUGCCCGCAAGAGGCGCAAGGUCGACUAUGCUGGCGCGGAUGGCGCGGAUGGCGACGACAAGCCCUACUCUAACGACGACCGCCUGGCACUCGCCACGCGCGACAUCAACCGCUUCCCUGUCUUCAAGCCCAAGGACAAAGACACGGCAUUCAGGGCGAGGUUCUCGGUUCCUCUGCUGAACAAAGACGCGACGUCCUACAAUGCCAACCGCCCUGCGCCACUUUUGGGCAUGCGCCUCGGCGCCGUCUUUGUUGCUCGGCCGCUGCACGACCCGAGUGGAGAGUUCGCCAUUGUCCUCUACGACCCCACUGUUGACGACAAGCCUGCAUCCACGGAAGAGGUUGUGCCCAAGAUGAGCCAGGAAGAGAAGAAAGAAAUGGACACGCCUGUAGUACACAAGAGCCUUGCUGAGAUUCUUGGAUUGAAGAAAAAGGUCGACGAAGAACGGCCAAGAGUGCCAGUCGUCAUCGAUCCAAGACUGACCAAAGUUUUACGCCCGCAUCAGGUUGAAGGUGUCCGCUUCUUGUACCGAGCCACGACGGGCUUGAUCGACCCGAAGGCGAACGGAUGCAUCAUGGCGGACGAGAUGGGUCUCGGCAAGACGCUGCAAUGUAUUGCACUCAUGUGGACACUGAUCAAGCAGUCCCCCGACGCCGGCAAAUCCACGAUUCAGAAGUGUGUCAUCGCUUGCCCUUCAAGUCUGGUCAGAAACUGGGCAAACGAGCUGGUCAAGUGGCUCGGCCCGGAUGCAAUCCACCCCUUCGCUAUAGACGGCAAAGCAACCAAGGAGGAGCUAAUCUCACAAAUUCGACAGUGGUCCAUUGCCUCCGGACGUUCUGUUGUUCGACCUGUUCUCAUUGUCUCCUACGAGACACUUCGCCUAUACGUGGACGAGUUUGGCCAGACUCCCAUCGGCCUACUGCUCUGCGACGAAGGUCACCGACUGAAGAACGGAGAAAGCCAAACCUUCACAGCGCUCAACGGGCUGAACGUACAAAGACGCGUCAUCCUCUCUGGCACUCCAAUUCAGAAUGAUCUGUCUGAAUAUUUCGCCUUGUUGAACUUUGCGAACCCCAACUACCUCGGCACACGAGCAGACUUCCGCAAGCAGUUUGAGAUUCCUAUAUUGAGAGGUCGCGAUGCCGACGGAACGGACGAAGACCGAAAGAAGGGUGACGAACGCCUCAAAGAGCUUCUGACGCUCGUCAACAAGUUCAUCAUUCGACGUACCAACGACAUCCUUUCCAAGUACCUGCCUGUCAAGUACGAACAUGUGGUCUUCUGCAACCUUGCGCCUUUUCAGAAGGAUCUUUACAACCAUUUCCUCCAGUCGCCGGAGAUCAAGAGUCUGCUCAAAGGCAAAGGCUCGCAGCCUCUCAAGGCUAUCGGUAUGCUGAAGAAGCUCUGCAACCACCCCGACCUACUCGACCUGCCCAUGGAUGUACCUGGUAGCGAGAACGUACUUCCGGAAGACUUUGUACCCAAGGAUGCUCGAGGAAGAGACCGAGAUGUCAAGGUCUGGUACUCUGGCAAGAUGCUAGUGCUCGACCGCAUGCUCGCCCGCAUUCGUGCUGAGACGAAUGACAAAAUCGUCCUCAUUUCCAACUACACGCAGACGUUGGACAUAUUUGGUGCUCUCUGUCGAUCUCGCGGUUACGGUUGUCUGCGCCUGGAUGGCACGAUGAACGUCAGUAAGCGUCAAAAGCUAGUCGACAAGUUCAAUGACCCCGAGGGUCCCGAGUUUGUCUUCCUUUUGUCGUCUAAAGCGGGUGGCUGCGGCCUCAACCUCAUCGGAGCGAACCGACUGGUCCUGUUUGACCCUGACUGGAACCCCGCGGCUGACCAGCAAGCGCUUGCGCGUGUUUGGCGUGACGGACAGAAGAAGGACUGCUUUGUGUACCGGUUCAUGACGACUGGCACUAUUGAGGAGAAGAUCUUUCAGCGACAGUCGCACAAGCAAUCGCUUUCCUCGUGUGUUGUUGACUCGGCCGAGGAUGUUGAGCGUCAUUUCAGUCUCGACUCGUUGCGCGAGUUGUUCAUGUACAGAGACAACACUACGAGUGACACGCACGACACGUUCAAAUGCAAGCGUUGCAGGAAAGAGGACGGCCGGCAGGUGCUCAAGGCACCGGCCAUGUUGUAUGGCGAUACGAGCACAUGGAACCACUUUGUCAACGACGGGGAGUCGGGACCGCUUGGGAAGAUACAGGAUCUCUUACUCAGGCAGGAGACUGCGCAGGGCUGUAACGAGGUCAGCGCCGUGUUCCAGUACAUCAGUCAUUAG